GCAGAUGGUAAAAAGUUCUACGAAAUGUCACCAAUAUUGCUUGGAAAUGCAAAGAGAGCUAUUUCUAUAAUGAAAUGUAUCCUGAAGCCUCUUUAUGAUCAGUUUUCAGGUCACCUGACACGAACUGACAGCAAAAAGGGACUUAAGGAGCGACAAAAU
Molecule: messenger RNA, 159 nt
Organism: Ilex paraguariensis (yerba mate)
Lineage: Eukaryota; Viridiplantae; Streptophyta; Magnoliopsida; Aquifoliales; Aquifoliaceae
Source: the annotation of a GenBank genome assembly